AUGGCCAUCGCACUUCCCGAACACGAAGGCGAGGAAGAAAAACCUAAGGCAUUGUCAUGGGCCAUGCCUAAGAUCCUGAUCGAUGGAGGAAGCUCUGUAGAGAUCUUAUUUUAUGACACAUUCAAACAGAUGGGUCUUAGAGACGAUUGCCUAAUACCCUCCACCUAUAACAUAUUUGGCUUCACCGGCUCGUCGACCCGCCCAAGGGGCGAGGUGACAUUGGAAAUUCGGGUAGGAAAAAUCCUCACCUUAACUGCUUUCUGUGUAGUGGAUGUGCUUUCACCCUACACAGCUAUUGUCGGGCGAUCCUGGGUCCAUGGGAUCAAAGGAGUUGCCUCGACUUACCAUCAGAGACUAAGGUUCCCUACGCCCGAUGGAGUCGCAGAAAUCAUCGGAGACUCAGGUGAGGCAAAAUACUGCUACAAAAUGGACGUUCAGAACGACGAAAACAAAGUAAAUUCCUGA
This is a messenger RNA of Papaver somniferum (opium poppy), 465 nucleotides long. RefSeq lists its product as uncharacterized. NCBI's taxonomy places the organism in Eukaryota, Viridiplantae, Streptophyta, Magnoliopsida, Ranunculales, Papaveraceae. The record is from RefSeq and is a predicted model, not a curated record. The coding region runs from base 1 to 465 and encodes 154 amino acids. The transcript has a single exon.